AUGCUUGGAGAUCAGUGCGGUCUCCACGUAGACCGAGCUCUGCUCAGCCAGUCCCCCAAAACUGGACUCCGCUGCAGAAUGGUGCUUCAGACAGUCAGCAGCGUGCUCAGGAAGUCUAAAGCGAAGCCCAAUGGCAAGAAGCCUGCUGCGGAGGAGAAGAAGAUGUACUUGGAGCCAGAGCACACCAAGUCUAGGAUCACUGACUUUGAAUUCAAGGAGCUGGUGGUGCUGCCCCGGGAGAUUGACCUCAACGAGUGGCUGGCUAGCAACACAACGACGUUUUUCCACCAUAUCAACCUGCAGUAUAGCACAAUCUCAGAGUUCUGCACGGGGGAGACGUGCCAGACGAUGGCUGUGUGUAACAUACAGUACUGCUGGCACGAUGAGCGGGGGAGGAAGGUGAAGUGCACGGCCCCGCAGUACAUCGACUUUGUCAUGAGCUCCGUGCAGAAGCUGGUGACUGACGAGGACGUCUUCCCCACCAAGUAUGGCAGAGAAUUCCCCAGCUCUUUCGAGUCCUUGGUGAAGAAGAUCUGCAGGUACCUGUUCCACGUGCUGGGCCACAUCUACUGGUCCCACUUCAAGGAGACCCUGGCCCUUGAGCUGCACGGACACUUGAACACUCUCUACAUCCACUUCAUCCUCUUCGCCAGGGAGUUCAACCUGCUCGACCCCAAAGAGACCGCCGUCAUGGAUGACCUCACUGAGGUGCUGUGCAGUGGUGCUGGCGGGGGCUGCAGUGGGGGCAGCGGGGACGGGGCCAGCAGCGGGGGCCCAGGGGCACAGAACCACGUGAAGGAGAGAUGAGCCCCCAGGGCCGGACAGGGGUGCACAUGUGCAAAGAGACAAUCGUGUGUGUUCUCUCCGUGUGUCCGCGUGUGUGCGCACGUGCCUGCCACGCUCGCCAGCCAGGUCUGAGGGAGGCCCUGGGCUGUGCUGAGUGUGGGC
This is a messenger RNA of Galeopterus variegatus (Sunda flying lemur), 948 nucleotides long. It is a transcript of the gene MOB2, whose product is annotated as MOB kinase activator 2. Gene Ontology annotation, biological process: positive regulation of protein phosphorylation; signal transduction. Gene Ontology annotation, cellular component: cytoplasm; nucleus. Gene Ontology annotation, molecular function: protein kinase activator activity. Bases 1 to 807 code for a protein of 268 amino acids. The transcript has 5 exons. NCBI's taxonomy places the organism in Eukaryota, Metazoa, Chordata, Mammalia, Dermoptera, Cynocephalidae. The record is from RefSeq and is a predicted model, not a curated record.